This is a messenger RNA of Haemonchus placei, 312 nucleotides long. The record is from the annotation of a GenBank genome assembly. Lineage: Eukaryota; Metazoa; Nematoda; Chromadorea; Rhabditida; Trichostrongylidae.
AUGAUCACUAUCGAUUACCCGACGGCAGUCGUGGCGUCCACAUCGGAUUGGAGUUCCCCACCGCGUCGACGGUCCAUCUCAACUGUGUGCGGUCCAUCGCACCGAGAGAUUAACCAGUUCUACGCACAGUUCUUUCCGGAAAAGGAAAUUCCGCAAGAAUAUGGUGGAUAUAAUGCGUCGUAUAUGAAUCAUACACCUCAUCACAAUAUGUAUUUCGGGGUGAGUUUUUUAAGCGGAAAUAGAAGUUGUUGGGUAGACCUGGAAUCCAUGCAGUUUACGGUAGACAACACGAAAGUCCACAGUAAUACGUAA